Molecule: messenger RNA, 910 nt
Organism: Aureobasidium pullulans EXF-150
Lineage: Eukaryota; Fungi; Ascomycota; Dothideomycetes; Dothideales; Saccotheciaceae
Exons: 1
Coding region: 166-639 (157 amino acids)
Biological process (GO): regulation of transcription by RNA polymerase II
Cellular component (GO): mediator complex
Molecular function (GO): transcription coregulator activity
Source: RefSeq, a predicted model, not a curated record
CAACUUUCAUUCUCGCAAUCCAAACAAUCAUUCUUGCAGGGAUUCAACUUUACAACUUUCCGUCUUCACAACACUAUAUCCAACUCGCGCGUAACUUCAAAUCGACUUCUCUCUACAGCCCCUGCAGCUUAGUCAUUUCCUCGCGACCAUCUCACAACUACAAUCAUGUCCUCAAACGCAACACCAACAACGACGACCGCACCAACCAUACCAACAACAACACCCACAACAACCCAACCACCCCUCCCAUCCGCCCAAACCUUCGACAUCCUCCCACCCCUCCACGCCCUCCUCUCCCGCCUAGAACCCUCCUUGAACGUCUACACCCCCGACACCUCGACCGCCCUACCGCCCGGCAACUCCACCCACGCACCCGUAACUUCCGCCUCCGCAUUACCAACCUCCACACCACAACAGCUGGAAUACAAGGACGCUGCUGUAGCGGCGCAGUUUCUGAAAAGCAGGAUCAGAAAAGCGUUGGCCGAGUUGGGUGGAUUGGCAGAUAUGCAGAGGGGUGUUGAGGAGCAGGAAGAGGAAAUCAAGGGACUGGAAGGAAAGAUUGAGAGACAGAAGGAGGUUUUGGAGAAGCUUGCAAAGCUGGCUGGGGAGGGUCAGGGUGAGGUCAAGAUGGGUGGUUGAAAAGGCAUGAUCCAUCGUUUGCGACAAUGAGGUUGUGAAUGAACAUCAUGCGAGAUUGGCAAGCUUGAUCAUCGGCACGCACGAAUAUGCGCUGCAGCGACAUCUGCGCAACGCGAUCGCUGUCGCACACAUCACCUUCGACUUCUGCCACCAUCUAUCGAGUCUUUGAUCAGACGACGAAGCUCUACGCAACAGAUCAUGUCCCAGGUCAAGCCAACAUUCGAGAGGAUUGAAGAGUCGUAACAAAUUCUUCUGCAAGCUUGACUAUCUA